AUGAAGUCUUCACUGCUGCUUCUGUCUCAUCUCUGCCUGUUCAGCCUCAUGCGUCCCUCACGGGCAUCAGACUUGGCACAAGGCACGUCCAACCUAACUUGUUGGUAUGACUCACAGGCAGCUCUCUUCUGUGACUGGAACACAGACAGGGAACUGGUUGAAGCACCGUGCCAGCUGGAGAUUUUAUCAGAGCAAGGUUUCUUCUCUGGGUCAAUUUCCUUACCUGAAGACUACAAGAAGUACUGUGAAUUACCCAAAGUAGAACACAUGACAGGACUGAGGCGAUGCAUCAAGAUCUUCAACCAAAAGAGCAAUACUCAAUGCUUCACUGUUUCAGACCGUCUUACCAUGUCUGUCCUUUGUCAGAUUGGAGACAAUAAGUCUAUACCCGUGAGAAUAGAAGAUUUCAAUCCAUUUGCAAAUAUAAAGCUGAGGCCUCCAGGAAAUCUUCAGCUGGUUAGCAUAACUGAAAACACCUACAACUUAACAUGGAGCCUGAAUAUUUCCUCUCAUUACUUGUAUGGGCUGCGAGAAUACCAAGUGCGUUACCGAACCAUGAGUCAGUCCUGGGAGGAUGCCAAGAACUUCACCAUCGAACAGGACCAGAUGUGGGCAAAGUUUGAGAGCCUCUCACCCAACUUGAAAUACGAGGCAGCUGUCCGUGCGAGGCCAAGUGCUGCAAGUACCUACAAAAGCGUGUGGAGCGACUGGAGCGAGACGAUACUGUGGAGGACACAUGCUGACAAAAUAUCCCGCCCAGUCCUGCCAGCUCUUAUAGUGAGCACUUUCAUCUUCUUGACCAUUGGGACUGCCUUACUUAUUAACUUACGGACCCUCAAAUGGUUUAAGAAAAUCCUGAAGAUUCACAUCCCAGACCCUGAGAAGUUCUUUCCCCCACUCAUUUCGAUUCAUGGAGGUGAUAUUCAGAAAUGGCUCUCCUCCCCAUUCUCCACAUCUUCCUACUGUGUGAACAGCACAGUCCCCGAGAUCUCCAUGCUCGAGGUGAUGCAGAAGAAUGACCAGGAUUCCCAGUUUCUCCUUUCCAAGGGAAGCCUGACUGCUGAUCCUCCCACAGAAACCAGUGUGCACUCUGUAUCCAGCUGCUUCACCAACCAAGGCUACUUCUUCUUUCACCUUCCUAACUCCUUUGAGAUUGAGCCCUGUCAGGUCUACUUCACCUACGAGCCAUUCACCCAGGAAGGCAGUGGCAACAAGGAUCACGAGUCUUACCAUGCUCUCCCCUCCCCAGACCUCUGCACACUGGCACAGGACAUGACCAUGUUGGCCCCCAAUGUUUUUCACUGUAUCAAGGCAACCCAGAGCUUCCAGAACAGCUCCUUCAUGGAAGAGACAGGUGAAGCCCAGCGUGCCAUGGCUAUUUCUGGGGCUCUCCAGUCAAGUGAAGGCACCUCACAAACACCAGCUCUGAAGCAGAAUGAGAAAGUGAUGGACAAAGCAGUUUCACAACCUCCUGAGGCCCUGUGCCAGCUGGACACUGACUUUCCUGACCUUCCAGACCUGCAUGCCAGCAAUACUAUUGAUGUAAUGGAGGGGAGUGAGAAGGCAGACCCCCUGACUGAUCCCUGCACUCCAGCAGCAAAUGCUACCUCUUCUUUCUCCCAGCCUUCACCUACAAGGCCAAGACAGGAUGAGGAUCCAUGCAAAACAGCCUUCUCCAGCCAAAUCCCAAACACUGGUGCCUACCUUUCUCUGAGAGACCUCCAAAGCCAGUACAGCCAUUGCUCUGUCUAG
Molecule: messenger RNA, 1752 nt
Organism: Acanthisitta chloris (rifleman)
Lineage: Eukaryota; Metazoa; Chordata; Aves; Passeriformes; Acanthisittidae
Gene: IL2RB
Product: interleukin 2 receptor, beta
Exons: 10
Coding region: 1-1752 (583 amino acids)
Biological process (GO): immunoglobulin mediated immune response; cytokine-mediated signaling pathway
Cellular component (GO): membrane; external side of plasma membrane
Molecular function (GO): protein binding; cytokine receptor activity
Source: RefSeq, a predicted model, not a curated record